Molecule: messenger RNA, 1311 nt
Organism: Paracoccidioides brasiliensis Pb18
Exons: 2
Coding region: 1-1311 (436 amino acids)
Biological process (GO): clathrin-dependent endocytosis; intracellular protein transport
Cellular component (GO): cytoplasmic vesicle; AP-2 adaptor complex
Molecular function (GO): clathrin-cargo adaptor activity
Source: RefSeq, a predicted model, not a curated record
AUGCUCUCCGGAAUCCUGAUCUUCAACCAAAAGGGCGAAAACCUCAUUUUCCGCUCGUUCCGCAACGACUGUCGCUCCCGUCUGGCUGACGUAUUCCGUAUCCAGGUCAUCUCCAACGCCCGGGUGCGCUCGCCCAUCCUAACGCUGGGUUCGACGACGUUCAGCCAUGUCAAGCACGAGAAUAUAUAUCUGGUUGCGGUGACCAAGAGCAAUGCGAAUGCGGCGCUGGUGUUUGAGUUUUUGUACAAGUUUAUAUUGCUGGGGAAGGGCUACUUUGGGAAGCUCGAUGAAGAGGCCGUGAAGAAUAAUUUUGUGUUGGUUUACGAGUUGUUGGACGAGAUUCUUGACUUUGGAUACCCCCAAAACACCGAAACGGAUACCCUUAAAAUGUACAUCACAACAGAGGGCAUCAAGUCUGCAAUUGCCAACUCGCCGUCAGAUUCCAGCAAGAUUACCAUGCAAGCUACGGGAGCCCUCUCAUGGCGUCGAUCGGAUAUCAAAUAUAGGAAGAACGAAGCAUUUGUCGACGUAAUCGAGGACGUCAACCUCCUCAUGUCUGCCACCGGCACCGUCCUCCGCGCCGACGUAAACGGUCAGAUCAUCAUGCGAGCAUACCUAACCGGCAUGCCAGAGUGCAAAUUCGGCCUGAACGACCGAUUACUCCUCGAUAAUGAUGCCUCCGGCGGCGGGCGAUCCGACGGCAGAACCAGAGCAACGCGUGCUGCGGCCGGCAGCGUUACUCUGGAGGACUGCCAGUUCCACCAUUGCGUGAAGCUUGGCCGGUUCGAUGCGGAUCGGAUUAUUUCCUUCGUCCCGCCCGAUGGAGAAUUUGAGCUUAUGCGAUACCGUGCGACGGAUAAUGUGAAUUUACCCUUCAAGGUCCAUCCUAUCGUGAGGGAGAUCGGCACUACAAAGGUUGAAUACAGCAUUGCCAUAAAGGCCAACUACGGCUCGAAACUGUUCGCUACGAAUGUCAUCGUGAGAAUCCCGACGCCCCUCAACACGGCCAAGAUUACGGAGCGGACGAGCCAGGGACGUGCAAAGUACGAGCCGGAGCACAAUAAUAUCGUGUGGAAAAUUGCGCGGUUCUCGGGACAGAGAGAAUAUGUGCUGACGGCUGAGGCGACGCUGACGAGUAUGACGCAGCAGAAGGCGUGGAGUCGGCCGCCGCUCAGUAUUGGCUUUAGUCUGCUGAUGUUUACGAGCAGUGGGUUGUUGGUGAGGUAUCUGAAGGUGUUUGAGAAGAGUAACUACACCAGUGUGAAGUGGGUGAGGUAUAUGACGAGGGCGGGGAGUUAUGAAAUUCGGUGA